GGAGGGUCUACACAGAUCGCCGCUGGGUCUGGGUGCCCGGAGGCAGCUGCGCUCGCGGAGCUAGCCCUCUGGCCUCCGACCACCAUGUCGGCCUUCGACACCAACCCCUUUGCGGACCCAAUGGAUGUAAACCCCUUCCAGGAUCCCUCCGUGACCCAGCUGACCAAUGCCGCACAGGGUGGCCUGGCUGAAUUCAACCCCUUCUCAGAGACAAAUGCAACAACGACAGUUCCUGCCACACAGCUACCUGGCCCCUCGCAGCCAGCAGUUCUCCAGCCCUCAGUGGAACCAACUCAGCCAACCCCUCAGCUCCUGCUUAGGCAGGCCAGCAAGUUCCUGCCUGCCCGAUUCCUGGCGGCGGGUGAGCUCUCAGAGAGGCAGAUGCUGCUAGGAGGAGAUAGUUUUCUCAGAGACAGCUACAUGCAAAAGCUUCCGAAGGCUGUGGCGGCUGCAGCCCAGGCAGGACUGCUCCGGCAGCAGGAAGAACUGGACAGGAAAGCUGCUGAGUUGGAACGCAAGGAGCGGGAGCUACAGAAUGCUGCAGCCAACUUGCACGUGAGAGAGAACAACUGGCCGCCCUUGCCCUCAUGGUGCCCUGUCAAGCCCUGCUUUUACCAGGACUUCUCUGCUGAGAUCCCUGCCGACUACCAGCGGAUCUGCAAGAUGCUGUACUAUCUCUGGAUGUUGCAUUCACUGACUCUGUUUCUGAACCUGCUUGCGUGCCUGGCCUGGUUCACAAGUGACGCUUCCAAUGGAACGGCCUUUGGUCUCUCCAUCCUGUGGUUUGUGAUCUUCACCCCCUGUGCCUUCCUUUGUUGGUACCGCCCCAUCUACAAGGCUUUUAGGUCUGACAACUCUUUCAGUUUCUUCGUGUUCUUCUUCAUAUUUUUUUGUCAGAUAGGGGUCUACUUCAUCCAGAUGAUUGGCUUGCCUACCCUGGGGACCAGUGGUUGGCUUGCGGCCCUGUCUGCACUGAAAGAAAAGCCCUUGGCUGUGUCAAUUAUCAUGGUGGUGGUGGCUGGCUUCUUCACCCUCUGUGCUGGGCUCUCACUCUUCCUCCUGCAGCGGGUGCACUCCUUCUACCGCCGGACAGGAGCCAGCUUCCAGCAGGCCCAGGAGGAGUUUUCCCAGGGCAUCUUCAGUAGCAGAACCUUCCGCAAUGCUGCCUCGUCUGCUGCCCGAGGCACCUUCCAGGGGAACUAGUCCUGCUGACUCUCCUUCCCUGUGCCCCAGCCUCUUCUCUCUCCUGCCUUCUGAGCUGCACUUUCCGUGGGUGCCUUAUGCAAUGGUUAUGCCCGGCACAGACCUGGUGGGGGUCUUGUCCUGGCUCUUCCUCCUUCCUCAGCAACCGGCUGUCCCUUCCAUCUGAAGGAAGGGGAGGGAGGGACAGGGAAUUUUUUUUACACAAGAGAAAAGAAAAAAUAACAAAGCUGUCUUUCCUUCUCUGGUGGUAGUUUGCUAGGAUUCUUUUGUCUGGAAGCAGUGGGACUGAAGUUGUGUUUCCCCUUAAUGAAGGAACACACACACACAUACACACACACACGCCUGUGGCCUCCACAGCCCUGCCCUGCCUGCCUAGGCUAGGAUAAGCCUCUCAAGGGCUCCAUUUUAGGUGAGCUGAAGUCUGGGUAGGUGGGCAGUUCUCUUCCCCAGAUUACACUGGGGUGGUCUUCCAGCCUCCAGAGCCUCUGACCUGGUUGCCCCAGCCUUUCCUCUGCCUUUGUUCUUCACAAGUAGGUUCAUAGCCCCUUAGGUCCUUUGUAGCCUCCUGGUGUUGAUAGCACCUGGGGCCCUCCCUGAGCUCUUCUCUUCAGACCUUCUGAAUGUAUAAUGAGGUUGUUUGGGAUUUGGGGAUAGAGAGAAAUAAGGAUAUUGAUCCCAAGUUGUCCUGCUCAGCUUUUGGCUGUCUUCUAGGUGGGUGGGUCUGGCUGUCCAGGUGUCAUUUGGCUCUGUUUGUCUUGAUUUUCUCUUCUCCUGAGACCAGCUGCUCUCUGCCUUAGCCUUCCUUCUUACUUAGCAGUAUCCAGCUUGGACAGUUCUUUGGGAGGGUGGGGGAAUCAGACCAGAACUGUCCUGCAGGCAGGACUGCUGAGCCACCUUUCUGAGGUUUCCUCCUACAGAGUACAAUCUAGGUCCCUUUCCACUCACCUUGAGGGUUUUCCUAGAGGUGUCACUGCAUAGACACCCAGGGGGCCACCAGUGAAGCCUUCACCCUGUCCUGCAGAGCUACAGGAGCUGGUGUGUAGGCUAUGGGAACUUAUCACCAAGUUGGCCAGUCUCCUGCCUCUGGGUCCAUCUGUGGCUAUCAGCUCACAAGGGCCAAGAGCCACAGAAUGACAGUGACAGCAACCAGGGUUUUGUAAAUUUCCUGUUUUUUUUUCCCCUCCAUGUACAAAUGUAUAUGUUGGCCGGGUGCCAGUGGCUCAUUCCUGUAAUCCUAGCUACUCAGGAGGCAGAGAUC
Messenger RNA from Castor canadensis (American beaver), 2461 nucleotides. The record is from RefSeq and is a predicted model, not a curated record. Lineage: Eukaryota; Metazoa; Chordata; Mammalia; Rodentia; Castoridae.